Molecule: messenger RNA, 2363 nt
Organism: Coffea arabica (coffee)
Lineage: Eukaryota; Viridiplantae; Streptophyta; Magnoliopsida; Gentianales; Rubiaceae
Product: RNA-binding protein 2
Molecular function (GO): RNA binding
Source: RefSeq, a predicted model, not a curated record
UGGACAGACGGAGUACCUGAAAAAACACACCAAAAAAGUAGAAAAGGAAAACGAAGAAACCGAGAGGCUCUUUGUUGCUCCUGGAUAUAAAUUCCACCGACUCAGAUCACUGUCUUGGCUAGUAGCGAGAGAUCAGAGAUGGCUGGGCCUCACAGCAGUAGAGAGAUGGCGGUGGCUCCCAACAAUUACGAUGUUUAUGGAAAGAGGAUCGCGGAGGAGGCUCCUUCGGAGACGGUAGUGGCUUACAACAAGUACAAUGCUUCUGGAAAUAGGAUCGCAGAGGCUCCUUCGGAGACGGCAGUGGCUUACAACAAGUAUAAUGCUUCUGGAAAGGGGAUUGCGGAGGCUCCUCCCGUGGCUGCCGCUAAACGUCGUCGAGCUGACUUUGAUGACCCUAGCAGCCUUAGUUUCUCAAGUUUUUAUGCUCGUGGGGAUGGAAGAGGAGAAACCCGUGUAAUUGUAGACACUGACCCCAUUGGAGCAUCCUACGAUUUUUACCUCCAGUGCUCGAAAAUGUCGCCUCAUAUUGGGGGAACAUCUGCCCGGUCUGUGGAUGGCGGAUUUAAAGAUCAUCAUGUUGAUCUCAGUGUUACGGGAUCCAAUCCAGCUCAACUCAGUUUUAUGGGAUCCAAUCCAGCUCAACUCAGUGUUAUGGGAUCCAAUCCAGCAAGAAGAAAGGAUAGCCAAAGCAUGACUUUGCAGGGUGGAAUACCAACAAAUUCUGUUCCAUCUGAUGCUUCCAGGACAUUGUUUGUGCUGGGUUUGCCUUCAGACUGUAGACGGCGGGAAGUUGCUCAUCUGUUUCGCUGCUUUGAAGGCUAUCAAGAAUUGAGACUUAUAAGGAAAGAGCCAAAAUAUCAUGGUGGUGAUCCAUCAGUACUUUGUUUUGUGGAUUUUGUUAGUCCCGCUCAUGCAGCUGUUGUUAAGGAUGCUUUGCAAGGUUACAAAUUUGAUGAGCUUGAUCCUCUUUCUGUCCGUUUGAUAUUGCAAUUUGCUCGUCACCCGGCUGCAAGGUUGGCUGGUGGGUACCGUUGAAAAUGAUGAGGUAUAAGGUGACAGGCACUCAGAUUGUGUAAGUUAGUACAGACUCCAGAUGGGUGGUUUUCCUGGGUUCAGCUUGAAUCGGAAUGUAGUUCAUGUAGAGCUUUGGUGGUCUGCCGGAGAAGGGCAAACUUUUUUAGCUUCCGAGAUUCUCAUGUCAGCUUUGCAGCUGUCGUUGGGAUCAGGCAUAGAAGAUAAACCAAGAAUCGGAAACUGAAUAUCCUUGAAUGUUAGUUUUAAUCAUUUCCUCAGAAAUACCGAAGCUGAUUGGAGUGUGCAAGGUCAGGUCCAACAUAUAUUUGUCAUUUUCACUAAAAGAGUGCUCUCUUGUUAAGACUGCUAGUACGCUGAUUGCUAUCUGUAUUGCAGGAUGGAGAUUAUCGUCUUUACUUGCUGGGAUAGCCUUAUCGGCUUUUCUACCUAGGAAGUUUCUAGGGGCUCUUUUUUGGUGUCUUUGCUUUCUUAUGAUUUCAAGCUGCUUAUAUUCUGGCUGCUUCUAUGCGUUAUAAAUAGAUAUUUAGCAUCAGUAAUCAUGGCACCUCUAAUGAUAGUGCAACACGUGGCUUUCCUUUGGCAGGUGAUGAUGUGCUGUAAAUUUCAGCGCUCUGUUACUUGCGUGGCUUACUUUUGGAUCCAUUCUAGUUAUGCGUGUCUGACUUCUCUGAUAUGUUUGGCUGGAAUGCAAGAUGUGCUCUUGGCUUGCCAAUUUUAUGAGAAACUGCAGUUUUUAAGUUUUGACCGUGAAGUGACUCGUCCACGCGUUGUCUUUGGGUGCAAGAUGCUUUCUGCGAUUAUCCUGGCUGUUGCGUCUCUUGCUUAAAAUUGAGACGAGUUGCAGAGGGGAGAGGCUGAUUAGAAAUGGAGAAAGUUAAUACAUCGCUUUUGCUUUUGUGAAAGACGCGGGGGGGAGAAGAAGAAGAAGAAGAAUGCGACAGAGGAAGAAUAGAAGGCAGGUGGUGAGCGGAAUUGUGAUCGGUGGACUGGUUGUUGAAUUGAUCUGAUUUGUGGUUUUAAAGUCCGAGAGUCGACGUGAUUAAUCACUGGUUGGGGUGGUUCCUACUUCCUACAUAUUAUAUGGGUGGAGCAGAGAAAAUCCGGAUUUUUUUGGGAGUUGAACCAUUAGAAUCUUCUAAUUAAGAUAUAACAUUAGAACGGUACUGGCUUCUCAUUACAAACCGAAAUCGCCAUAUGAGCAUGCUAAUUACGUGGCAUUUCACAGAAGCAGUAACCAUCCAAGUGCAAUAUUUGGGUGUCACUUUGGUGGUAAGUGUACUCUUGUAAUAAUAUGAAACUGAAAAUUGGACCGGCGUCCUUUUGACACA